AUGCAAGGCCCAAGGCCUCCUGGGACCUCCCUCAGGUCCUCCUGGCCCAACUCCGGGGAUGGAGGGGUGGCCACUGUGGGCUGUCUGGGGCCAAGAGAGGGUAGCCCCCAGGGUGCCUGGGCUGUAGCCUCAAGUUCCUCCGGUACCUUCAAUCUCCAGCCUCCAGUGGGUCAGCCUGGGCAGGGGGCCGCUCCCCUCAUGAGGCAGCCAGCCCAGGGCUCACCGGUCCACUCUGGCAUCAGGGAGCCGGCUGCCCUCCAUGGCCAGGUGCAGAGCCUGUCCCAGACUGGGGGCAGGAGUACUGCCCCCACCCCCAUGCCAUGA
Pipistrellus nathusii (Nathusius's pipistrelle) is the source of this 324-nucleotide messenger RNA. NCBI's taxonomy places the organism in Eukaryota, Metazoa, Chordata, Mammalia, Chiroptera, Vespertilionidae. The record is from the annotation of a GenBank genome assembly.